Arabidopsis lyrata subsp. lyrata is the source of this 1554-nucleotide messenger RNA. RefSeq lists its product as uncharacterized. The transcript has a single exon. The coding region runs from base 1 to 1554 and encodes 517 amino acids. The record is from RefSeq and is a predicted model, not a curated record. NCBI's taxonomy places the organism in Eukaryota, Viridiplantae, Streptophyta, Magnoliopsida, Brassicales, Brassicaceae.
AUGGGAGAUGAGCCAAGAUUCAGUGAGAAAUGGGAUUUCAGAAGGAAAGAGAACGACUUUGAAGAUUCUUCAAGCGAUGAUCCAGAUUCAAACUCGACCCAGGAUCCUAUCAUUCAUAACCCAAAUCUUGAGCCGAAACAGAUGGAUACGGGAACAAAAACUGUGACUAGAGAACAACCUGCAAAAACACGGAAGAGGAGGAGCAAGAAAGAUGAGAUUAAGCCUGAGAAAGUUAAGCAAGUAAGGAGAAGGAAACCGAAAACUGUUUGUGUAGAGGACAAUAAGAAGAAAGAGGAAAAAACGGUAAUGGGGAUGGACGGUGUUGGAAUGUUUAUGGAGACGUUGCUUGAUGAUCUUACGGCUUCUAGAGAGCGUUUAAUGGAUUGGAUGAAGACUGAACUGUGUGGAGCACCCGAUGAAAAUGUUGCGUCUCGUCCACCUCUGAAGAAGAGAGGGGUUGCUGCGGUAGCAACGCCGAAAUCAGUGAAGAAGAGGAUGACAAAGAAGAAGAAGGAAGAGGUUGAGAAGAUGAAGAAGAAGGAAGAAGAGGAGAAGAAGGAGAGUGAAAAACAGAGCAAACCAGGUGAGAGUGGUCUAGAGAUGUAUAUACCUGAAGAGAAAAGUUCAGAGAUUGCUCACAACGGUCGAGAUCUUGAUUGUACUGCUGGACCGUUGGAUAGGUUUCUAGAGAGCGGUCAAGAGAUGAAUACACCUAAAGAGAAAAGUCCAGAGAUUGCACAAAGCGGUGGAGGUUUUGAUUGUAAUGGUAGACCGUUGGAUAGGUUUCUUCAGAGCGGUCAAGGUGGUUUAGGCAGAAACUACUUUCAGCAACAGCAGGAGGGUCAAGGAGCGCUUGUUGCGCAAACUGAGAUGGAUUAUUCGAAGAACGAGACUGUGAAGAGCCAGAAAAGUAUUGUUUUGGCCAUUCAAGCUCCAAAUGUGAGUAAGAAACUAAAGAAGACAAGCGAAGCUAAUACCAACAAGAACAGAUCAUCAAUGGUGGAGAGAGCAGGACCUGAAAUGCAGAAAGAUCAUAAUUUUGUGACACCCUUUGCGUCACAACUGUCUUCAUCAUCAUCGUUGCAGAGUUUUCCGGUACCUUCUUCGUUGUUUCCAAAAAUGUCUUCACCAUCGCUGUUGCAGAGUUUUCCGGAACCUCCUUCGUUGUUUGCUUCUUCAAGCCAAGUGAUUACUCCAUUAGCAAGUAACACCAACUUUCAAAUGAGACAACCAGUAGCUCAGACUCCUGAUCUUUCUGAAUUUCAGACAGGAGUCACAGGAGGACAAGGAUUUGAGAAUUCUAUGUUUCACAACAAUGGUUACUUUUCUGGUUUUUCGGCAGCUUUUCAGCCUAAUCUGAUGGCAGGUGGUUAUAAUUUUCCAGCACAACUGAAUUCUGCAACUUCUUCACAGCAGAGAGACGACAACAAUAUGUUCGGAGGUCUGAUGAUGGCAGGUGGAGCCAUAAGAUUUUCUGGUAACAGAUUUCCCGAAGUUGAAGUCAGCAACUGUAAUAACGGCCUCUCCGAUUACAGAACUAGCUCUGGUAGAUAA